Molecule: messenger RNA, 1815 nt
Organism: Drosophila grimshawi
Lineage: Eukaryota; Metazoa; Arthropoda; Insecta; Diptera; Drosophilidae
Product: zinc finger protein with KRAB and SCAN domains 7
Exons: 1
Coding region: 420-1586 (388 amino acids)
Biological process (GO): regulation of transcription by RNA polymerase II
Cellular component (GO): nucleus
Molecular function (GO): RNA polymerase II transcription regulatory region sequence-specific DNA binding; DNA-binding transcription factor activity, RNA polymerase II-specific
Source: RefSeq, a predicted model, not a curated record
UUGAAGUGGAAGAAUUAAACUUGGUGGCAAGAAAGUCGCGAAAGAGUGUUGACUAUUGUAAGAAAAAGGUAUAAUUUGAACGCGCCAAAAGGAAUUUACCAUCUUUACGCAUUGCUUAAAGACAAUUUCGCUGCGCCUCCGCUAACAACUGCGCCUGGAAUAAAUAUAUAGAAAACGUAACUAACACAAACUCACACACGCACGCAGCAAAAAAAAAAAGAAACUAAAAACUGUGCUGGAGGAGAGCCGCUGACGCUACGCCACGCCGUGUAAAACGGCUCAAAAAAGCACCCAAUUUGUUGUGCACCCAACAAAAAGCAGCGAACUAACAAACAUAAAUAUAUAUAUAUAUAUAUAACUAUAUAUAUAUAUAUAGAUAUAAGUUAGUUGUAUCAAUAAGAGGAAAGCGACGCAGCAAAAUGAAUUCGAAGCGCGUCAAAUACACAACGCUGUCAACACAAACAGAUGCACCAUCGACGAAGAAAAUCGUUCCCGUUAUUCUCCAUCACGACGAUGAAGUGGAAUCGACACAAUAUACGUAUGCGUAUACGACCAAUGAGGAUGACGACACCGAGACGGCCGUGGUGACCCUUACCGAUCGCGAACACGAGGCUCUGGCCAAUGCCCAGGAGGUGAUUAUCGAUGAGAAUGGGCAUGCUGUGACGCUGCAGCAGUUGGUCGAGAACAGCACCGUUGAGGAGGUCGAAACGAUUGACCAGGGUGACGGCACACACACCAUACUCCGCAUUGUGCCCAACAUGGCCGACGAUGACGAUGAGGGCGACGAGGGUGACGAGGACGAUGAGGAUGACGACGACGAUGAUGGCGAUGGCGAUGGUGAUGGCGAUGGCGAGGCCAUCGAUGAAUAUGAUGACGACAUUGUGGGCGCCGAGCAUGACGAGGCCGAAUUGGAGGAGGAGAAUGAAAUGGGCUCGAUUGUGUUCGAGGGCACCAUCGAUAACAGUCCCGAAUCCGAUUCGCAGUUGCACAACAAAGCCUUCUACUGUCCAAAUUGUGGCAAUUGCUACAGUGCCGCCGGAUCGCUAAAGCUGCACAUGCGCGCCUGUUUGCGUCAGCGCAACGAGGUCUCCGCGGAGGAUCGCAAGUGCAAGGUGUGCACCAAGGUCUUCAAUUCGGUGGCGUAUCUCAAGGAGCAUAUGAUGCGUCACACUGGCGAACAGCCGUAUCGCUGCAUCCGCUGCUAUCGCAAAUUUGUCGACGAGUCCAAAUAUGAUAGGCACAUGGAUUCGCACAAGCAUCAGGAUAAACUGGAGGCCGAGGCCGAGGCACUGGCCGCCCAGCAUGGCGGCAAAAAGGUGAUCGUCAAGGAGUUCACCUGCUCAUUCUGCACAGUUAGUUUCACCGUCGUCUUCGACGUCGGUCAGGUGAAGCGUCGCUACGCCUGCGAUGCCUGCCGCGACAAAUACUCGAACGCGGAGGCGUUACGCCAGCACAAACAGCAGCUCGAGAAGAAGCGCGAGUAUAGCUGCGAGCGAUGCGGACGCAAGUUCGUCUUCGAGGGAUUCCUGCAACGCCAUCUGCCCACAUGCGAUGGAAGCAUUAAGCGCCGUCGUGACAUGAAGUAGAGGUGGCAGCAACGUGAUGGCAAUUGGAGGAGGCGGCGCAAAAGAUCUGACCACCACGAAGAUGACGAGCACAUCGACGAGGAGCAGAUGCACCAUGGCGUCGUGCCAGAUCAAGCGCACAUGUCACCGCCAAUGCGUUACGUUGUUAUUAAACCGGAGCAGCUCGAGGAGCUAGAACCGGAGGAGGAGCAGGAGGAGGAGCACCAGCAGCCCUAGAGGCUGGCCAAAA